Messenger RNA from Mucor mucedo, 753 nucleotides. Its product is annotated as cytochrome c oxidase subunit VB-domain-containing protein. The coding region runs from base 81 to 530 and encodes 149 amino acids. Gene Ontology annotation, biological process: mitochondrial electron transport, cytochrome c to oxygen. The record is from RefSeq and is a predicted model, not a curated record. The transcript is spliced from 3 exons. Lineage: Eukaryota; Fungi; Mucoromycota; Mucoromycetes; Mucorales; Mucoraceae. Gene Ontology annotation, cellular component: mitochondrial envelope.
GGGGGAAAAAAAAGAAAUUUUUUGUUUUUUUCUCUCUCUCUUUUUUCAACAACCCCCUCUCUCAUUCUUAUAUAAACAAAAUGUUUGCUCUUCGUCGUGCUGCUAUUAAGGCUGCUCCUCUUGCUGCCCGUACCACUGCCAGACCCUUUUCUGUUUUGGGUGCUCGUUUCUCUGCUGUUGGACAACCUGCUGAGAGCAACUUUGGCCCUGGUGGUAAGGCUGGUGAGAUCCCUACUGAUCUCGAGCAAGCCACUGGUUUGGAACGUUUAGAAUUACUUUCCAAGCUUCAAGGAAAGGAACUUUUCGAUAUGGAACCCUUGAACAUGACUCACAUUGGUACACCCAAGAACCCCAUUGUUGUUCAAUCUCAUGAUCCCAUUCGUUUCGUUGGUUGCACUGGUUUCCCUGUUGAAUCUCACGAUGUUAUUUGGAUCAACUUGGACAAGUCUCAUGAACACGAUCGUUGUCCCGAAUGUGGUUCCGUUUUCGAAAUGGACUUUGUUGGUUCUGAAGAAGAUCAUCACCAUUAACUUAAAGUUUAGAUUCAAUAAAAAACAAAAAAAAAAAGACGCACACAACCCUUUUACUGCUGAUAUAUAAAAAUUUAAUUUGUUUCUUCCCCUCCAAAGAAAAAGAAAGAGAGAAGGGGAAAAAAAGGACACUUUUUAUAAAAAGUGUUGGGUAACCCUCCCCGCACCUCCUAUAAAUGUAGCACACAAUAAAAAAAAUUAGGUCUCCAUUCGUUUUUCUCUC